UUGGUGCAAAACCGAAAGAAAGUUGAUUAGCUGGGGUUGAGAUGCGACCGCUGACUGCUGCUGCCUGACCCAACAAUGCGCGCCGUCGCCUCCCCACACGCGCCUCUUCGUCCGGAGCCACCCUCAGCCGUCCGAUCAAGAUCCAACGCCCCUGAACACGGCACUUUCCCACCAGCUCCCGUCACCGCCGCGCGUCUCCGCCUCCGCCGACCACCGGAGCCAGGGCCCUCGCCGCCGCCCACCCGAUUGAGCCGCCCUAUGCCUCCUCCCACUGCGACGGUCGCCACCGCAGCCGGCGGUUCCUUCCUCGAACUCACCUGCCCCGCUGACUUUGCCGCCGUCGCCGCCCCCGGCGGCCGCUUCUCCGUCGUCGGCUUCGGAUCCCUUCUCUCCGAGCGGAGCGCGAGGAGCACGUUCCCGGAGCUGGAGGGCUUCCGGGUCGCCGCGCUGCGGGGGUUCCGCCGAGUCUUCGCCCACGCUGCCCCCAUCUUCUUCGAGCGCGGCAUCGCCAUCGAGGCCACCAAGGAAUUCUCAAGCUUGAGUGUGGAGCCAUGCGAUGGUGAACUGAUAAUAGUCACGGUAUUCGAAAUCAAGGAGGAAGAGGUGCCAGCAUUUAUUGAGAGGGAACAUGAGUUUAGGUUUCUUGCGGUUGUCCCUGAAGGUUUGGAUGGGGUACCUUUUACAAAUCGAGCAGUUGUCUGCGCGCGCUACAGCGAUGAAGAAUAUUUCCAAGGGAGAUGCCAAGGAAGCAAGGAAAUAUUUUAUCAGCGCUAUGGACGGUACAGCAUUGACAAAAUAUGGAGAGAUGACAUUUUACCAUGUCGUUUAUACCUCAGACAUUGUGUUCUUGCUGCGAAAAAUCUUGGAGAGCCAGCAUACAGCAACUUCUUGGACCACACCUAUCUUGGUGACCGGAAAACUACAAUAAGGGAAUACUUGGCCACUACCGGAGCUGGAAUCAUGGAAGAGGAGCCUCCCGAGUCUCUAAAAAGUCGCUACGGUGGCUGAUUUGAUGACGACUCUCAUAUCCACCACAGGUUGAGCUCUCGUAUCAUUAUAUGAACAGUUAGUGAAUUAGGAGUAGUGUGUUCCAGGAUGUUCGAAUAAUGCAUGGUGCUCCGUUGUAGAAUGUAGAGGAUCCAGGAUUCUGGUUUGUUCGGCAGGUGGCGCCAAAACAUGUGAUUUGUGACCAAAUUGUGAUUGAUGUGCAUCUAUAAUUGCGACUAUUUGCUACCACAACAGAAAUUCAGAGCCAGACACCCCAAAAAUGAGGACAAAA
Molecule: messenger RNA, 1279 nt
Organism: Sorghum bicolor (sorghum)
Lineage: Eukaryota; Viridiplantae; Streptophyta; Magnoliopsida; Poales; Poaceae
Exons: 8
Coding region: 76-1008 (310 amino acids)
Source: RefSeq, a predicted model, not a curated record